Aspergillus campestris IBT 28561 is the source of this 1254-nucleotide messenger RNA. Its product is annotated as M24 family metallopeptidase. The transcript has a single exon. The record is from RefSeq and is a predicted model, not a curated record. Bases 1 to 1254 code for a protein of 417 amino acids. NCBI's taxonomy places the organism in Eukaryota, Fungi, Ascomycota, Eurotiomycetes, Eurotiales, Aspergillaceae.
AUGGGCGGACUCAAGAUAUCAGACCAGAUGGGCUUCACCAUCCAGCCCAGAGUAGGCCGCCUACGAGCCCAAAUGGCCAAAGAAAGAAUCGACGCCAUCGUCUGCUUCCAGCCCGAAAACACUUUCUACCUAACGGGCUUCAGCCCCCUAAUCUCCUCACAUCCCAUCAUCGCAGUGCUCGCACCCCGCGGCGACCCAACCCUGCUGGUAUAUGCCCUGCGCGACGACCACGCCCGCGCGGGGGCCUGGUCACCCGGCAUGAAGCUUUUCAGCACGCAGACGAGACAAGCGCCCACGGGCCCUAUCUGGCAAGCGGCGCUGACCUCAAUCCUAGCCAACCUCGACAUGGAGGGUAAGACCAUCGGCAUCGAAGAAGAGUUCAUCGCGCUGGAGCGCACCCGAGACCCAGAGAACAAGACUCCACCACCACCGGGGGCGAAGUUCGUCAACGCCACACCCCUGAUCGGCCGAUGCCGGCUAGUCAAAGACCCCGACGAGAUCGCCAACGCCCGGAUCGCAGCGCACAUCGCGGACGUAGGCAUGGAGGCGGCCAUCGCGGCACUCGCGGGAGGAGACGUCACCGAGCGGGACGUGACGAUCGCGUCUACGCACGCCAUGAACCAGCACUGGGCGAGACACUACCCCGACGUCGAGGUGCGGCGGGUCGGGUCGUCGCCGUUCCCUUCAUCGCCUGACGGCAGCAACCACCAACAACAGCAGCACAGCGGGCUAGCGACGAGUGUCAACUCUGGACCGCGGAAAUUUUACCACGCGUGCGAGAACCACCCCACGCUGCGGAGACCGCAGCCGGCGGAAACGGUCUCCGUGACUGUGUGGGCCGUGGCGAAUGGUAUGCCCGCGAAGCUGGAGCGGACUGUCUGCGUGGGGCCUAUCCCGAGCGUGGAGAAGAGCGCUAUCACCGCUGUGUUGGGGAUCCGGGAUGAGAUCGAACCCCUUUUGCGUGCCGGUACCCCCUUCAGCUACCUUUAUGGCAUGGCGCGUAAGGGAUACAACGCGCGGGGAUAUGGUGCUAACUUACCUGGCCGCAUUGGGCAUACUGUUGGGUUUGUGCCUCAGGAGCAGGCGCUCAUUGAUGGCGGGUCCUCUCUGGUAUUGGAGCCAGGGAUGAUCAUUAUGCUCGAGCCUCAUCUUCAUAUUUCUGGUCUCUGUGCGACACAGUAUUCGGAUACUGUGCUUAUCACGGAAACGGGACACGAGUAUCUUACUCACAAGAGUGGUCACCUGGAAGUGUGA